Molecule: messenger RNA, 1723 nt
Organism: Plectropomus leopardus (leopard coralgrouper)
Lineage: Eukaryota; Metazoa; Chordata; Actinopteri; Perciformes; Serranidae
Gene: lrrtm2
Product: leucine rich repeat transmembrane neuronal 2
Molecular function (GO): protein binding
Source: RefSeq, a predicted model, not a curated record
AUUUUCCUUCCAUCUGGUUGCUCCAAGAGUCUGCGGAAAAGGACAGUUGAAUGCAGCCUCCGAUGUGCACAAAAGAAUGGGUUUCCAUUCAAGGUGGCCAUUGGUGGGACCUGCACCAGCGGCUCUGUGUCUGUGUGUGAUCAGCAUGCUCCUGGUGUGCCUGCUGCCUCCUGCAUCGUGCACAACCUGCCCUCAAAAAUGCCGCUGUGAGGACCUGCAGUUCUACUGCGACACCCAGGGGCUUCAAGCUCCCCCAGAUGGUGUGGACAAGGGGGCCCUGGGGUUGUCACUACGCCACAACAGCAUCACUGAGCUCAGCCCUGAUCAAUUCUAUGGCUUCAGCCAGCUCACCUGGCUACACCUAGACCACAAUCAGAUUACAACAGUACAAGAGGAUGCCUUUCAAGGGCUCUACAAGCUGAAGGACCUCAAUCUGAGCUCCAAUCGUAUCACCAAGUUGCCCAACACAACCUUCAUCCACCUCAUCAAUCUCCAGAUACUGGACCUGUCCUUCAAUCAGAUGACUGCACUGGAACCAGAACUGUUUCAUGGACUGAGGAAGCUCCAGAUACUCCACCUUCGCUCCAAUUUACUUCGCACCACACCUGUCCGAGCAUUCUGGGACUGCCGCAGCCUGGAAUAUCUGGGCCUCAGCAGCAACCGUCUACGGAGCCUGGCCCGGAAUGGAUUUGCUGGGCUCAUUAAGCUUAAAGAGCUCCACUUGGAGCACAAUCAGCUGACCAAGAUCAACUUGGCCCAUUUCCCUCGCCUUGUUGCUCUCCAGUUUCUUUAUCUGCAGUGGAAUAAAAUCAGCAACUUAACAUGUGGCAUGGAGUGGACCUGGACCACUUUAGAGAAGCUGGACCUCACGGGAAAUGAGAUUCGAGUCCUGACAUCUGAUGUGUUUCAAACGCUGCCAAAUUUAAAGAUUUUGCUGCUGGAUAACAACAAACUGAGCAGUCUGGAUCCCCAAGUCAUGGAUAUGUGGCAGUCUCUGGGUACCAUUGGGCUGUCUAGCAACCUUUGGGAAUGUACCAAAAGGAUUUGCUCUCUGGCCACUUGGCUAAGCACCUUUAAGGGAAGGUGGGAACAUUCCAUUCUCUGCCAUAGUCCUGAAUAUGCCCAAGGUGAGGAGAUACUGGAUGCUGUCUAUGGAUUCCAGCUUUGCCAGAAUUUUUCAGCGCCGGUUGUUCAGACCAUUAGUACAACCACAGACGCUACUGUAGCUGCAGAGUUCACAAGCUCUUUGUUUGGAAUUAUGCAGCCGACCCCCACGCAGGACUAUGCAGAGGAUUUUGGGAGCUUUACCACAGUCACCACUACAACAACCACAACAACAACACCACGCACUGCUCAAGCAACUACUGCUACAUUAGAAGAGGCAGCUGUAACGGAGGACUUCUCUGCAAUGGACAACACUGUUAUGACUCACAGGGUCAUCAUUGGAACUAUGGCCCUUCUAUUUUCAUUCUUUUUCAUCAUUUUCGUUGUGUAUAUCUCACGGAAGUGCUGCCCUCCCACCCUGCGCCGGAUACGCCACUGUUCGGCAAUUCAGAACCGCAGACAGAUGAGGACCCAGCAGCGGCAGCCUAUGGCAGAUCUAGCUACACAGGUACCCUAUAAUGAGUAUGAGCCCAGCCAUGAAGAAGGGGCACUCGUGAUCAUUAACGGCUACGGGCAGUGCAAGUGUCAGCAACUGCCUUACAAAGAGUGUGAAGUAUGA